Phytophthora infestans T30-4 is the source of this 1111-nucleotide messenger RNA. RefSeq names its product 50S ribosomal protein L3-2. NCBI's taxonomy places the organism in Eukaryota, Oomycota, Peronosporomycetes, Peronosporales, Peronosporaceae. The coding region runs from base 70 to 927 and encodes 285 amino acids. Gene Ontology annotation, molecular function: structural constituent of ribosome. The record is from RefSeq and is a predicted model, not a curated record. Gene Ontology annotation, cellular component: ribosome; mitochondrial large ribosomal subunit. The transcript has a single exon. Gene Ontology annotation, biological process: translation.
UCGAUGUUUCAUUCUUGCCGACUUCUGAGCAAGAAUCUGAUGAGUAUGUGGCGCGGAUCGAGUGCGUUGAUGCGCAGCAGCGGCAAGGCACUUCUACAGACUUCGUCGCUAUCGACGGCCUCAGCGCCCGCCACGGCUGCUGCGCUCGAGUCCGUAGCCGCUGCAUGGUCACCCGAGAAGAAACGCACGGGUCUGUUGGCCGUCAAGAUUGGCAUGAUGCCCGUGUGGGACAAUUUCGGCUACCGUCACAACUGCACGGUGCUGCAGGUGGAGGAAUGCCAGGUAACGCAGGUGAAGACGGCGGAUCGCCAUGGCUUCAACGCACUGCAACUCGGCGUGGGCCUGCGUAAGCCCAAGAACGUGAGCAAACCGGUUCUCGGCCACCUCUCAAAGGCGGGCGUGCCGGCCAAGCGCCAGCUGCAGGAGUUCCGCGUCUCGGAGGAUGCUCUGCUGCCACUGGGCACGACGCUCUCGGCGCUGCACUUCAAUGCUGGCCAGUACGUCGACGUAUGUGGUAUUAGCAAGGGCAAAGGCUUCCAGGGUGUCAUGAAGCUUCACAACUUCGCAGGUCAACCGGCUUCACACGGUAACUCCAAGACGCAGCGCCACAUGGGAUCAACUGGCCAGUGCCAGGACCCCGGUAAGGUUUUCAAGGGCAAGAAAAUGCCUGGCCGUAUGGGCGGCAACCGCGUCACUCGCGACAAUCUCUGGAUCGCCAAGAUCGAUGUGGAUCGCAAUCUCAUUUACGUCAAGGGCAGUGUGCCAGGAAACAACGGCGGCAUUGUCCGUGUUACGGACGCGCGCAAGAAGAAGCCGGAGUCGCCGCUACCGUACCCGACUUUCGUGCCGGCAGAGGGUGACGCACUUCCGUCCGAGGAGCUGGCGCCCCACGGUGACGUUGACCCGUACCACUACGAUGAGAACUAGAGAAAGUGCCAGGGAGCACCACGGCAGGUAGGUUGGAGAGGUUGGAGCAUCGAUCAGUAGAGAGAAGAAUUCUUUUCUAAGAUAAGUAGGGUCUACCUAUCGACGCAGUUACGUCUUUGAGAACCGUGUGGGCUCAUCUGACUCAAGGCUCUUAUGUAGAAAUCGCAGUUGUUCUUGCCAUCUU